AUGAACACAAGCACAAGUGCAUCACCCCAACCUUCAGCCCUCGGCAGUGGCCCACCCAAAUUCACGAUCGAUACCGGCCUGGCCACUGUGCUUAUAUUCUUCGCCCUCGUUGCUGUGGGUGGGUUUCUGAUGUUAGCCGAAUAUAAAGAGCAUUGCAUCAAAGACUGCCUGUUAACUGCAUUUUUUGCACCUUUGCUCUGCUGCGUAAUCAUUGGAGAUUGGGUUUUUUCUGCCUUUAAGUGGAUCUAUCGCUUCGGAGAAACCUAUUUGUGGGCGAGGAUGGUCAAGAUGCUUGAUUAUAUAUCUAGAUCACAGGCUGGCGAUGAAGAAGAAGGUCUCGAAGCAAAUUCGAAUUCGAGGGAUAUCCGGGAUUCGAUCGAAAUGAAGGAUAUGGGUGAAUCUACACUUAAUGAAGGUUCUAGCUCGAAUGUUCUAACUCCUUAG
Molecule: messenger RNA, 444 nt
Organism: Orbilia oligospora ATCC 24927
Lineage: Eukaryota; Fungi; Ascomycota; Orbiliomycetes; Orbiliales; Orbiliaceae
Exons: 1
Coding region: 1-444 (147 amino acids)
Source: RefSeq, a predicted model, not a curated record